UUUCGAGCAUUGUGGUUUUUUUAUUUUUCUAUUCUUAGCUUUGUUCUUUUUAAUUUCAGAAAAUAAAUUCAAUAAAAUCCAAUUCGAAUGAUGAAUUUCGAAUACAACCUGUUGAUUUUUUAUAGCAUUACAUCAUAUUUGAACAGUGAUCACGUGUGUGUGUUUGUGUUUUGGCCAGAAUUCUGUCAACGCGUCAAAUAAGAAAUUCUUGGCUUGUUUGUUUUUGGAUCAAAAUUCCAAAACAAAACAAAACAAAAUUUACAAAAUAAACCAUGGCUAUUGGUGUAUAUUCAUUGCUUGAAGCAACAUUAUUGGUUAUCAAUGCUAUUGCUAUAUUGAAUGAGGAACGAUUCUUGGUUAAAUGUAUGUUGAAUUUUUUCUUUCUUAAAAAAAAAGCAAAUAUACCGUAUGGUGGUGGUGGUUUUGGUGGCCAACAAUCCGCAACAAUAUCACCGACGACGAUGUCACCGAAAAUGCAAAUUCUAAAUCUAUUGCAUUCCAUACGUACAGUUGCACGUUUACUCGUCGGUGUUGCUAUCGCUAAACCAUAUGGUUAUCAUGGAGGUGGUGGUGGCCAUGGAUAUGCUCAUGUUGUACCAGCAGCCGUAUUAAGUCAUCAUCAUGUUAAAUAUUAUGAAGUUCCAAGCCAUGGUUAUGUAAAACCAACAACAAUCGAUGUACCACCAAAUCAUAUACCAAUUAAUUUCAUAUUCCGUUCAGCAUCCAGUGCGAUACAUGCUGAACAAAAACAUAUGGGCUCACCGGGAUCAUAUCAACAAUCAUAUUCAAAAGAUGAACCACACGUUCUUAAACAUAUGGUUACAAAACCAAUUAUUCAAGAAGUACAUGAAAUUAUUUCACCAUAUCGUAAAAUUGUACAAACAGUUGAACCAGUUAAAGAGGAAAUUAAAACAAUUGUUGCACGUGGUUCACAUGGUUAUGGUGGUGGUCAUGAAAGUGGCGGAUAUGGUGGCGGUGGCGGAGGUGGUGGACAUGAUACCUAUAGCAGCGGUGGUGGUAUGGAAUAUGGCCAUAUGGAAAGUGGUUAUGGUGGCGGCGGUGGUAUGGAAUAUGCCCAUUAUUAAUGAUGAUGAUUAUUACCAGAAAACAAAAAGAUAGGAAACAAAUGUUCCUUUUUUUUAUAUUUUAAAUCAUCAACGAUAUCUACUUAGAUUUUUUUUUUAAAUUGA
Molecule: messenger RNA, 1190 nt
Organism: Dermatophagoides pteronyssinus (European house dust mite)
Lineage: Eukaryota; Metazoa; Arthropoda; Arachnida; Sarcoptiformes; Pyroglyphidae
Source: RefSeq, a predicted model, not a curated record